Molecule: messenger RNA, 5322 nt
Organism: Closterium sp. Naga37s-1
Lineage: Eukaryota; Viridiplantae; Streptophyta; Zygnematophyceae; Desmidiales; Closteriaceae
Source: the annotation of a GenBank genome assembly
AUGUCGAUCUCCGUCAAAGACCUCGACCCCGCGUUCCAGGGACUCAGCAACAAACCAGGGCUGGACGUGUGGCGUCUGGAUCAGGGUCAGGUGGUAGCGGUUCCCAAGGCGGACCAUGGCAAGUUCUUCACCAAGGACGCGUACAUCGUGCUCAAGACGUCUGGAUCGAAGCACGGCGGCGCGGUCAUGUACGCCAUUCACUAUUGGCUGGGGAAGUCCACCACUCAGGACGACGCGGCGAUGGCGGCGAUAAAGACGGUGGAUCUGGACGCGGCGCUGGGCGGCAAGGCGGCGCAGUACCGCGAGACGCAGGGCCACGAGUCGGACCUGCUGCUCUCCUACUUCCGCCCCUGCAUCAUCGCCACUCCCGGCUCCUGGGGCCACCCCGACCCUGAGGCGUCUCAGCCGCGCCUGCUGCAAGUCAAGGGCCGCCGAUUCAUCCACGUCAGACAGGUGGCGGUGGCGCGGUCGUCGCUGUCGCACUCGGAGAUAUUUGUGCUGGACACGCGCAGCAAGCUGUUCCAGUUCACGGGCGCCAACGCCAGCAAGCAGGAGCGUGUGAAGGGCAUGGAGGUGAUGCAGCUGCUGCAGGACACCCAGUACGGCGGGAAAGCCCCCAUCGCCAUCAUCGACGACGGGAAGCUGGACGAUCCGGAGUCGAACGAGUUUUGGGACAUGUUUGGGGGCUUCGCGCCCAUCGCCAAGAAGAGCCAAGGCGAGGACGACGUUGAGGUCAAGCCCACGCCGCCCACGCUCUACUCGUCAGUGCGCCCCACCCCCCCCACACCCCUCUGCGCCGCUGAUCAGCCCCCUUCCUCCCCGCCACCCUUCCCCCCCACUCUUCCCGUCCACUGUUCAGUGUCCCCUUCCCCCCGCCACUGCUCAAAGCACAUCCGACUUAGUUUUACUGCUGUGCAUGCCAGCACUCGUGCCGCACUGCUGAGUGCACCAGUGGUAGCACGUGCGCUCGCGAUCGCCCCACUCGUCGAUGUGCUGCUGCGCUGUGCGUUGUUGCUGUGCUUCACGGGGUGCUCUUCACCCUGCCCCCUCGCUCACCUGCGUCUAUGCAUGGCCCCUGUGUGCACGCCCCUUGCAUACCACGUCCGCACUUGCAUCUGUGCCACAUUGAUCCCUGUCCAGAUCAAAUUCCUCAGCCUUACACGCUUUUCUUCAAGCACUCUACUCUCUUCGCUGCUUCCCGUUUCCCCAACCCAACCCUUCCAUUCCACCUCUCGCCCCCUCUACUCCUUGCCAAUCUCCGCCCUUUCUUCUUCCCAAGCCGCAUCUCAAUUGGUGUCGGGCGACGGGCUGCAGGAGGUGGGCGCGGGGGCGGUGAAGAAGCUGCAGCUGGAGGGCAACAAGUGUUACCUGGUGGACAUGGGCCCCACCGUCUUCGUCUGGUUCGGCCGCAUCUCCUCCCUCGAUGAACGCCGCGCCGCCUGCAUCGCCGCUGAGGUGCGCCUGCUCGCCCUGCGCGCCCCUGCGAGGCGGGGGGGGGCGGGAGGGGGGAAGGAAGGCGGAAAGGGGGAGGGGGUGCGAGGGGGAGGGAGGGAGAGGGAGGCCAAAUGGGGAGGAUGGGGGACGGGGGGGAGGACGGGGAACAGUGAAGGGGGGCCGGGGAUAGAAGGGGGAGGGUGGGCGAUCCUUCCUCUGCAGCUCGACAAACCCCGGUCCUUCCCACCUCCCAUCUCCCCUCGUUCUCUCCCUACAUUUUCCUUCCUGAUCCUCCUUCCCCUUGCUCUCCUCCCCUCAUGCCACGUCCUCGUGCCCCUCCCUCCCCUCGAACCGCGUUAUGGCGGCAGGCAUCACACGCAGCUGGUGGUAGGCAAGAAGCCCCCCUCUGUGCGCGUGGUGCGUGCUGCACUUUGUCCUUCAAAUCCCUCCUUCCCCUGCUCUCCUCCCCUCAUGCCACCUCCUCGCGCCCCUUCCCCCCCGUCCGCCCAUCAGACGCAGCUGGUGGUGGGAAAGAAGCCCCCCUCGGUGCGCGUGACGCAGCUGGUGGUGGGAAAGAAGCCCCCCUCAGUGCGGGUGGUGCGCAUGCCAGAGCGCUUCGAGCUGCCCGCCUUCAAGGCCUGCUUCUCUGAUUGGCCCGUCGUGCCCGUGCUGGGCGGUGGGGAGGGCGGCAACAAGCUCAAAGCGAUGCUGAAGCAGAGUGGCGUGGUGGACAAGGCGGCCCCCAAGGGCGCUGCAGGUGGCAGCGACGAGCACCCGCCGCUGGCCGAGACGCCGGGCGACCUCAAGUCUUCCUCCCCUACCUCGUCCUCCCUCACUGACUUCCCCCCCUUCUUCCCUUUUCUCCUAGCCUCACCUCAUCCCCCCCCUUCCUCCCGUCUUCCCCUCCUCACCCCCCCCAUUUCUUACCUUGCGCCCCUCGUCCCUCGUCCCUCCAUCACCUCUUUUUUUUUUCUCCUCUCCUCCCCGUUUACUGUCCUCCCCUCCUUCCCUCUUCCCCGCCUCUCCUCCUCCACGCCCCCCUCCUCCCCUCCUCCUCUCCUCCCCACCUCCCGGCCUCCAUUCCUCCCCGCCUCACAUCCUCCCCCCGUCCCCUUCUCCCCUCCGCCCGCCUCCCCUCCUCCCCUUCCUCUCCUCCCCUUCUCCUCCCGUCCUGCCGCCUCCCCUCCUCCUCUCCUCCCUGCCUCCGCGCCGGCACCAACAGGCGUGGAGGGUGGCGGGGAGCAGCAAGGCGGCGGUGGCAGCGGAGGAGGUGGGGAAGUUCCACGCGGGGGAGAGCUACCUGGUGCAGCACACGUCCAUCCGCGACCGCAAGCACGAGUACCUGCUCUUCCUCUGGAUGGGCAAAGACACCUCUGCUCCAACCCACGCGGCAAGGCCAACUAUAGGUUAUUAGUCAACACCCCAAUUACCCCCAUUGCUUCAUGUUCACACCGCCUCUCUUCUCCCUCUGCUACCAUCGCACUCUCUCCCCCCACUGCUCUCUCCUCACUCUCCCCCUCCCGCUCCUCCCUCACUCAUCCCCCCCCCUUGCUCUCCCCCGCACUCUCUCCGCCCACUCCCUCCCUCCAACCAGGCGGAUCGCACGGCAGCCACGGCGCUGGCAGUGCGGACCAUGGAUGGGCUCAGAGGCAACGUCACUCUGGUGAGCACCCCUGCCCGCCCCGCUCCCUCAUGCUGCGUGCCGCGCUUGGCCGUGUCCGUCAACUGUCACAGUGCCCAGUGCGGGUGGUGCAGGGCAGGGAGCCAGAGCAGUUCCUCUCGCUCUUCAAGAACCACCUGCUCUUCCUCAAGGUGCGCUGCCCCUCCUCUCUGCCUCAAUGCCUCUCCGUGCCCUCUGUGUGUCAGUAUGCGGGCAAGGCAGCAGAGGCGUAUGACGCGGCGGGCAUUGCUCUCUUCCGAGUGCGGGCGCGUGACAACGGGCUCAUCCUGGCCGUUCAAAUGGACACGGUGCCGAGGUCGCUCAACUCAUCGGAGUGCAUGCUGCUGCAGACGCCCUCCAACCCGUUCCUGUGGGUGGGCAAGAACAGCUCCGAGGCCGACAAGGCCGCCGCCACCACCGCUGCUGAAAUCUUCAAGCCCGGGGUAGCACUGAAGCAGCUGGCGGAGGGCAAGGAGACGUCGGUGUUUUGGGGGCACCUGGGCGCUCUUUAUGCCGCUCUUUCCAGCCUCUGCCUGCCCGGCGCCCUUCAUCCUCCCUCCCCCUUUCCAGCCUCCCCCCUUACCCCUUCUCCCCUCUUAUCCCCCUUACCCCCCCUCCCCCCUUACCUCCCCUCCCCCCUUACCCCCCUCGCCCUUCCCCCCUCCGUGGCACAGCCCGGGGUGGCACUGAAGCAGCUGGCGGAGGGGAAGGAGACAUCAGUGUUCUGGGGGCACCUGGGCGCCAAGGGGGACUACCCCGCCCAGCGCGAGCAGCGCGAGGCGGAGAGGGACGCGCGCCUCUUCCACUACACCGGCACUGCAGCCGCCGCCAAGGUGGUGGAGGUGCCCAACUACGAGCAGGAGGAUCUGAUCAGCGAGGAUGUGAUGCUGCUGGACACGCACAGCGAGGUGUACGUGUGGGUGGGCGUCAACCUGCCCGACAAGGACAAGAAGGACGCCUUUGAGUACGCGCAGGUGCGUGGCAAAACUCUUUCACGGAACUCUCCCCGCCCCUCCCCCCUUCACUCCUUCCCUGCCCUCUGGCACUCCCCCCCUGCCUCCUGGCACUUCCCCCUCCCCCGUGGCACUGUCCCCCUGCCCCUCCCGCCCUCUCUUCCCCCCCUGUCCCUCUGGCAGCGGUACGUGGAGCAAGUGGCGGGCAGCGAGGGGCGGUCCAAGGAGGUGACCAUCAUCCGCGUGGUGGAGGGCUUUGAGCCGCCCAUGUUCACCACGCACUUCCAAUGGGACCCCACCAAGACUGCCGCCUUUGUGGACCCGCACGAGCGCAAGCUGGCGCACCUGCAGGGCCGCGAGGUGGAGCUGUCCGACGUGAGUGCAAUUGGGGGGGUGGGGCAUGGUGCAUGGGGGCGUGGGGGCAUGGUGCAUGGGGGCGUGGGGCAUGGUGCAUGGGGGCGUGGGGGCAUGGUGCAUGGGGGCGUGGGGGCGUGGGAGCAUGGGGGCGUGGGGGGCGUGGGAGCAUGGGGGCAGGGGGGCGCUGCCAAGCGCAAGUUGGCAACACUUGGCCUAGCAUCAUCCCACCCCGCUGCUGCUGGAGCUGCAGCAGCGGCACCAGCAGAUGCGGAGCCCGCCACGGCAGCCCCGCCAGCAGAGGUUGUUGCAGCUGCUGCGGCACACGCUGCCAAGGAUUCUGCAUCCUCUCAGAUGGCAGCAGCCAUGGCUGCCCUUAAGGGCUCCAUUAAGGGGGUGCCCACCAAGCCUGAUCCUGCCGCUGCUGCUCCUGCUGCUGCCGCACCUGCGCCCCCGGCUACGCCUGAGCCUGCUCCUGCUGCCGAGGCUGCGGCGCCCAUGUCCGCUGCCUCUCAGCGAGCCGCUGCCAUCGCUGCCCUCUCAGGCACUCUCACUGCGGAGAAGAGGAAGAGUGAGUGGCGCUUCUUGCUUCAUGGUGCAAUGUCUCUGCCCAGUGUGCUGGAUUGGUCAUGUGGUGGAGGAGCAGCAUACUCCAUCCCCAAGGUGCAAUCGCCCGCAGCCACGGCUCGCUCACCAUCCUCCACGCCUGAACCACAGCCCGUUGCCAGCCCCGCUGCCGUCACGCCCUCCUCCCCCGUGCCCGCCCCCAUCCCCGAGGGAGAUGAGCCCUCUGAUGCUGCGGGCGCUGAGGCAGCAGUGGAGGGCGCCGUGUUCGCCCUGGAGAGGCUCACAGUCAACAGCACGGACCCUGCUCCUGGCAUCGACACCAAGAAGAGAGAGGUGCGUGAUGAGCAGGAGUGA